Messenger RNA from Drosophila suzukii, 951 nucleotides. The record is from RefSeq and is a predicted model, not a curated record. Lineage: Eukaryota; Metazoa; Arthropoda; Insecta; Diptera; Drosophilidae.
UGGUUAGCUGGUGACAGCUUUUCAAUGCUAAAUGUUCUUUGCUCAAUGUCAAACUUAAAUUUCUCUGAACUCCUGCUGGCACUGCUUUUAACCAGCAGUUAUGUAUUGGCAUCGGAAAAAUGUAUUUAUUGUCGGGGUAUGAGUUGCCAAAGGACUAGUUACGAGGCGGAUGAUCAGUGUUCGGAUAAAUUGGAUGCCUGCGUGAGUGUUUUUAAAGAUGGAUUUAUUCAGGCUCAAGGAUGUUUGGAAGGUCUAGAGGAUGAUUUAAGAGAAAAAUGUCAGGAGGAUAAUAAGGUACAUGGAACUGACUGCGAGGUCUGUAUAACGGAAAAGUGCAACAAGGUGGCUCCAAAAAAACACAGCUGUCUUCAGUGUAAUAGCGCAGAGUGUGCUGAAACUCCAGAGCUUCUGAAAGCUAUAGAAUGCCUUAAUCCGAGAUCUGGUAGAGGUUUUUGCUUUACCAGUUUGGUGGGAGAUCGUUUGGAGAGGUGAUGUUCUUUGACUCUUUCAGAUCAAGUAAAUUGCCUGGCCAAUCCAAAUUGUCACUUGUGCGAUCCCUUGGAACAACCCCGCUGCAAUGAUCAACUUAUAAAAGCAGAUUCCUCAACCACUCAAGACCCAGCGGAAUCCACUAGUUCAUCAACUGAGUCUACACCUAGUUCAACAAUAACAACAGAAUCAACAUCUAGUUCAACAACAAGUUCAACAACAAGUUCUUUAACAAGUUCAUCCACAAUUUUCUCCACAAGUUCUUCUACAAAAUCUUCCACAAGUUCCUCAACAAAAUCACCAGAAACUAAUAUUUACUCAAUUGGCUUUUUGUGUUCACAACGUACUUCAAUAAUACAAAUAAUACCUAAAAAAUUCCCACCACCUUGUCCGGAACGGAAUCUAUGUACGACUAUUAUUAAAGUAAUUUUUAUGACACGAUCAUAAAUUAUUUGUCACGAA